CGGUACCCGGGCCGGACUGUCACACCCGAGCCCAGGGCCCCUCGCCAAAUGGUCAUUUAUUUUCAACUCGCAUUCGUCGCAGUAUAAAUAAUUUGGGGGGCCCAUCCAAACCCGCGGGGGCCUUUCCGCCCUGGGAGCUCCGAUUACGUGGAAGUUUUACAAUACAGGAGUAACAUGCUCGCACAACUCCAAACGCGGGCCCUGGAAUCCAAUUCCUUUUUGGGGCAGAGCGAUAAAGUUUCAGAUAAAUUGAGAAAGGAUCGUCACCAAAUACGUACAAGUCUCCAAUCAGUCAAGAAAGCCAAAAAGAGGGAUGUCGUCAUGGGGUUCGAGGUGCGCACGUUUCUGCACUGGCAGCACUGGGAACCGGGGAAGGAGAUCACCAAACAUCUCGCCCUGAAAAACGUCAAACUGAAAACUCAGAAGGUGCAAUUCAGACCCCCCAGCACCCCUUUUUUCAGAACUCUGUUUCCUCAGAGUGUCACCUUAAUGUCGGGCACUUCCUUCUCUCUCCCGAUCACCUUCCGGCCGCUGGAAAAGCGUGACUAUGAGGACUUCAUCACGUUCGAGGCAGAGGAAGGAAGCUUCUCAGUGGUAUUACGAGCUACACUGCCUCGCCACGAGCUUCUGUUCCAGGAGGAGCUUACCAUCCCUACCUGUGCAGUCCAUCACUCCUCCGAGGCUUCAUUCGUCCUGCACAACGCAUGUGACCUGCAGACAUCGUUUCGAUGGGAAGUGUCGGACCCUUUCACGAUGACCCCGGCUAGUGGAACACUGCAUCCUCGAUGUGAGACUCCAAUCAAGGUCCUGUUCCAGCCACAGAUGGCUCUUGUGCACAGCGUGGUGGCAGUUUGCCGAUUCGGGGUUAACGAGGAAUAUAACAAAAGCAUCCAACUGACUUCCAUUGCAAAGUACCCCCACCUGGUGCUGAGAGUUGCUGGGGCUGCAAGUGAAGAAGAUGAACCUUUACUGGAUUUCGGCUCAGCCGGAGUGGGCGCCGUGGUGGAGAAGCACAUAGAAAUACACAACGUCUCAGCGGUAGAUUCACCGUUCCGAAUUGAACGCGCCACCCAUUCAUCCCAAAUGGACUGUCAUUUUUUCUGUGAUAUCGAACGUUCGGUGGUUCCAGCCCAAGGGAAGCUGAAGAUUCCAGUGCAAUUUCGCCCGCAUAUUCCUGGGAUGGAGACGGUGGAUUAUUUUCAUGUGAUCCCAGCUGGUAACCUCACGAAAUCUGUGUUAAAGGUUGCCGGAACAUGUCAAGGUCCUCGUGUGUCUAUCCUAAAGUCUUUGAUGGACUUCGGUCUGGUGAAUCUGGGGGAGCAGAUGCUACGCACCCUGGAAAUCACCAAUUCUUCGGAUGUACCGGCUCACUACCAGUUCGACAUUGACAGCAGUGAAAGCGUCUUCUCAUUUGAUCAUCCUUAUGGGAUUAUUGGUCCCCGUGAAACUCGAACUCUGCAGGUCACCUUCGCCCCUCGUCAUCCUAUUCCCCACUAUCGGAGAGUGGCAUGCCUCCUCCACCAUCAGGAUCCUCUCUUUCUAGAUUUGAUUGGCACGUGUCAUUCGGAUACAGAGAAACCCGCCAUUGUUCUCCCGAAGCAUCUGCCCCUAUACAGGAAGAAUGCGAUUCGCGGGCUGACAGCGUACCCUCCAGACGUCCUGAAUGCCAUGUUACAGGAGGGGAGGCUGGGGAAGGACGCCGACGGAGCGCUGGUGCUGCUGACACAGGAAUCUGAUGGCGAGUAUCCUGAGGAACAUGGUAGCAUGAACUCGGUAUCUGAAUUCUUUAAUGAUGAGUUUAGCUCUGACAAUACCGUGCUUCCACCCCAUGUCACGGCCACAAAAAGAGACUUUGACUUUGGCUGCAGUGUUGGAAAUGGCCAGAAAAGGUCUCUCCCGUUAUCGCUGACCAAUCACACAAAGGGAAAAGUGUCAGUGAUAUGGACAUCAAACCCUGACUGCCCGUUUCAGGUUACCCCACAAUCCACGGAGAUUCCACCUCUGAAAUCGACGGCUUUCACAGUGGUCUUCGGUCCGUCGCAGCCAAACACUCUGUAUGCUGGGGAGCUGGAAGGUUUUAUCUUCUACAAGGUCCUUCGAGAUUAUCGGAACGUGGAAGAUGCCACAAUGUGCCUUCCGUGGUGCAUUACGCUUCAUGCGAGGGGACACACAUUUGAGCGGGGACACCAGCAUUUUGUUCCCAGUUGUACACUGGAUUGCCCUCGAGCGGUUUUUCCUCCAGUAAAACAGAAUGGUCAGGCUCAGCGUACGUUGCUGAUCCAGAACACAGGGCCCUUACCACUGGCCUAUGCAAUAGACCAGACGAGCUGCCCCUCAGCCCAGGUGAAGCCGGCCUCGGGUCAAAUCCCAUCCGGAUCUCAUCAAAUUCUGCUUCUAAGAACCAGCCCUACCCAAGCAGGACUGACAAGGCAUCAACUGCCCCUGCAGCUGAACUUCAGUCCUGAUUUUACCCAGGAAAUAGUGCUGUUCUCUCGUGCUGAAGCCCCGCAGCUCGUUCUAGAAGGGGACGGAAAGCUCUUUUUUAAGCCGACGUGUGUGGGGACGCAGUCUGAGCGCUCUUACUCUCUGAAGAAUUGCUCCAGAUUUCCACUGCGCUUCCAGUGGAAAAUACAACAACCAGAUGCAUCAUUCAUUUCAGUAACUCCAAGCAGUGGAACUAUCCGGCCCAACGAAAGCAUGGUCCAGACUUGGUCAUUUGUGCCACAAGAGGAAAGGAAAUACUUUGCUAAAGCCACGGCGCUAACUUGGGCAGCGGUGGAAGAUCUUAAACCUGUCGAGAAAAUGCGUUAUAUCCUCCGUAUCACUGGAGAGGGCUGCAGGGGGACGCUGUCUGCACUCCAGGAGCAGGUGGACCUGGGGGAUAUUUUGGUUGGCAGCUUUCAGUCGUGGGAUUUGCCUCUGUCGAAUGAUGGAGACUGCACUCUUGAAUACACACUGAGUGCUAAGCAGGAGAUAAACGGUCCGUGUGACCAGGAAGAAGUCACCCAUGAUCCAGUUGCCUUGGAGUUUGAGAACAGUAGAGGCUGUCUCCCUGCGCGGACCAAGCUCAGCAUUAGAGUGACAGCUCGUCCGGCACGCAGGCUCCAGUACAUAUGGAAAAUAUUCUAUUCCAUUUUGACCCCAAAAGCUCUGGAUCCCAGUAACGCAGUCAGCAAGGAGCACUUUCUGUGCUGUGUGACGGCACAGGGUGUUUACCCCGUCUUGUCCAUUGUGGAUGUGUGCGCGGCUGGCAGUGCCACUUCACUCAACAAGACUCAACUGUGGAGACUGUUUUCAUUAGAAAGGAUAAACACGUACCUCAAAAGAGACCCCACUCCGGCAGAGCUCAUAUAUCGGGUCCCUACUCGACACAGCGUCCGAAGAUGCCCCCCUAUAAACACCCCAGUGCUCCUUGACUUCAACUUUGGAGCCGCCCCUGUGGGAUCGGAACCUUUUGUGACAUUUCUCUUGCUAGAGAACAGAGGGGUUGUGCCUGUGAACUGGGAAUUUCUAUUUCCGGCAGAUCAGCAGAUCGAGCUCGAAUUCUGGGCUGAAACCUUUGAGUUUGAGCAAAGCGAGAUUCACCAGAUGAGAAUCCAAGACAACAAGCUGUUUGCAGCCAGCCCCAAAUCAGGGACUGUGAAUCCAGGCCAGCAGCACACGGUCCAGCUGUCAUACAGGCAUGAUUUUGUUGGAAUCGAUCGUCUGCCAGUCCUCCUGAAAUUGUCACAUGGCAGGGAGAUAUUGCUAAACUUCAUUGGAGUCACCGUUGAGAAGGAUCAGCGCUACGUACAUUUCACCUCCACGAAGCACCAGUUCACCCCGGUGGCCAUCGGCAGCUCUGGGCCCCCCAAACAGAUCUAUGAACUGUACAAUGGAGGCGCCGUGGCCGUGAUCUACGAAAUUCAGCAGGAGCCGCUAAAGGCAAUCCAGGAGGAGAAUUAUCACCACCCCGUGUUCCAGUGUCUAAACCCCAGGGGGGAGAUAUUACCCGGAGCAACCGCUUUCGUGGAGUGGAUCUUCUCCCCACUGGAGGCUAAAACUUACUCAGUUACCGUCCCUGUGCACAUCCUCGGAGGCGACUCCGUCCUCGUCACGUUUGAAGGAAUUGGUUAUGAUAGAGACGCGCUCGGGGACUCCGCAGUGUUUGAGAACUUUUCACCGUUACCAGCAACCCCAAGGCUCACGGCUCCGGGGCAGCAGGUUCUCCUGAGCCUGCAGAGCGUCACUUUUGGAGAUAUCCCAGUUUUCUCAAAAUCCAGUCGCCUUCUGUUCCUCAACAACACGUCUCGGAGAGAAGCGGCUUUCUUCACCUGGUGUGCAGGGUCUCCCCAUGUUAAUGAGGCCCUGCACGUCUCUCCUGCGUCAGGUGUUUUGCGGCCAGGUGAGAGUACAAACGUCAUUGUCACACUUCAUACGGGGGAGCAGGCUGCUUUCUACACGCUGGACCUUGUAUGCGAGAUCUUUAUGGAAAAGGCGCUUGCCAAAUACCAUCAGGAGCUUCUGGAGUGGGAGGAAGAACGAGAACGGCAGUCUUUGGAAUUUACCAUCACUGAACAUGGCAGGGAGAAGAAGGAAUCACCGGCUUGGCAUGGUUUGGCGUCCUCUGGAUCCGGUGCAUCCAAAGGGACCCAGGAAUUAAAAGAAAUCCGGAGAUACAAGACCCUCCCACCCAUCAAGAACGGAGAGGUUUCUCGGCCACCGGCGACCAGAGACAGAGGGAGUCGAAGGGCAGAAAAGGAGCGGCAGAGAUUCUGGCCCCAACCUGAACAUCCGGACCCUCUCCAUCUGCACUUGUCGGUUACCGGACGAUCCCACCACACUCAGGACUUCUUCAACCUUUUACAAAACGACUUCCAUCGUCACUUCCAUUACUGGCUGCCCAAGGACAGAGAGGAAAAACCGGCGCAUGUGGAUCUGCAACCAGAGACCGGAGAGUCGGACGCCAGCCAAAGGAAGCCCACCCUUCAACAGCAGGAAUUGGCUGUGGACAUCAUGGCAUCCGUUAUCCAGAAUCUUUUGGAUGACCCACGCUUCCACGAAGCUAUUGAGCAGAUUGGGAACGAUCCUCUCCCUUACUUCAGUCAGCUGGGAACCCGAGAGAAGCCUUCUAAUAGAGGAGGCACGCCUGGGGCCAAGGACACGGGGUCUUCUGAAGCAAGGUCAGAUGUGUUAGCCAUAGAGGGAAAGAGAAACGAAAAGGGGGAAACAACAAGAGGUGAGAAGGAGCCAAGCAAAAGAGGGGAAGAGGGCAAGGAACGUCACACAGAAGAAGAGGGUGAGGAACAUCACACAGAAGAAGAGGGCGAGGGAUGUCACACAGAAGAAGAGGGCGAGGAACGUCAAACAGAAGAAGAGGGCGAGGAACGUCACACAGAAGAAGAGGGUGAGGAACGUCACACAGAAGAAGAGGGUGAGGAACACGUGACAGAUGAGGAGCGCGGGUUGGCCUGUGCACAAACUGAUGUUAAAUCUCACACAGCGCAAGAGGAACUAAAAGAAAAAAUCAAAAGGUCGCCGGGGUUCGCUCACCUGGCAGAAUCUGUGCUAGAGAACACUUUGCAGAAUAUCCUGAUCGAAGCCAACCGAGGAGAAGUGGUGCUCACUGCGCGCCCUCGCGUCAUCGCCCUGCCUCCCGUGACCCCCAGGGGGAUCAGCCCUACCUCCACGGCACGGACCCUCUCCACCCCACAGAACGACCAGGCCACGGCAGAUUGUCCCAAGCCAGACAUCUCGGAUAACGGGGCAAGAACCGUCACCCCCACACGAAGCCAACGGGCAUCGUUCCGUUCGUCGCACCCGGCACCCCAAGCACCCGGCUGACGUGGAAGAAAAAACAUGAGUUUCCAGAGGGGUUAAUAUUCAUUAAUGGGAAGUGGAUAUAAUUAGGGGGUUUCUUUUUUUUCCCUGUAAACACAUUAAAGCGUCUUUGUUUCCAGUUCAGUUUGUA
Molecule: messenger RNA, 5950 nt
Organism: Spea bombifrons (plains spadefoot toad)
Lineage: Eukaryota; Metazoa; Chordata; Amphibia; Anura; Pelobatidae
Gene: CFAP65
Product: cilia and flagella associated protein 65
Exons: 33
Coding region: 175-5823 (1882 amino acids)
Source: RefSeq, a predicted model, not a curated record